This is a messenger RNA of Salarias fasciatus (jewelled blenny), 455 nucleotides long. RefSeq names its product phospholipase A2, group IB (pancreas) (gene pla2g1b). Gene Ontology annotation, molecular function: calcium ion binding; phospholipid binding. Gene Ontology annotation, biological process: arachidonate secretion; phospholipid metabolic process; lipid catabolic process. The record is from RefSeq and is a predicted model, not a curated record. The coding region runs from base 9 to 455 and encodes 148 amino acids. The transcript is spliced from 4 exons. NCBI's taxonomy places the organism in Eukaryota, Metazoa, Chordata, Actinopteri, Blenniiformes, Blenniidae.
CACUAACCAUGAAUCUGACCGCCCCUCUGCUGGUGCUUCUCACAGCUUGUGUGGCCAGUGGCGCACUGCUGCCCAAAGCCGUGUGGCACUUUGGGAGCAUGAUCACCUGCGUCCAGCCUGGCGUCAACCCGCUGAAAUACAACGAGUAUGGCUGCUAUUGUGGCUUAGGGGGACAGGGAACGCCUAAAGAUGACUUAGACAGGUGCUGUCAAGUUCAUGAUAACUGUUACGGAUCAGUCGGAAAGAUUUCAGGAUGCUCUGGUUUCACUGACAUCCCACAUAUCAUCCAAUACGACUUCACCUGCUCUAAUAAACGCGUGACCUGCGCAGCUUCCAACGAUCCGUGUCAGGCGGCCUCGUGCGAGUGCGACCGGGUGGCAGCAUACUGCUUCAACGGCAAACCGUACAACGACGACUACAAAUACCUGGAUUCCAGUGUGCACUGCGCCAAAUGA